CGCUGCCCGUCUCUGGUGGACACGCCCAGCUGUACUGUAGCCCAGUGCAUUCCCGGUGAGGAGAGUCGCGUGCAAAUGCUUUUAGACUGAAGCAAAGGACACCGAAAUAAGCUCCUCAUGCCCUUCUCUCCGCCACCUCUUGGUUUCUCCGGCGUCUCGAGUCUCCCCCCGCCGCCAAGCGCCGCCGCCGCCGCCGCCGUCGACCUUCCAGUCUUGGUCCUCUCCACUUGCCCUCCACUACCGAUAAGCAUUUCCCUUGCCAAAAAUCUCUCAAAUGAGGACACGGAGCAUGGCGUCCAAACCCGAACCAGUCCCCUCCACCCACGGGACGGCGGCUCGUGCCCCAGCGCGGGCCUCCGUGAGUGCCUCCACCCACGGGACGGCGGCUCGUGCCCCAGCGCCGGCCUCCGUGAGUGCCUCCACCCACGGGACGGUGGCUCGUGCCCCAGCGCCGGCCUCCGUGAGUGCCUCCACCCACGGGACGGCGGUUCGUGCCCCAGCGCCGGCCUCCGUGCGUGCUCCCACCUACUGUGCCACCGUGCAGAGAUGCGUUGCGCUCCUUGACUGGUGGCUGGUGAGGGGUCAAGGCGGCAAGAUCCGUGUUGCCGGGUACAUCGACAACGUCGAGAAGAAUCGAGCAGGUCGAGUAUUCAGUUCUGGUUCCAUUACGGUGCGGCAUGCUGAUGGUACUCUUGAGACUGCAGAUAACAAAAUUGUAUUAACUAGGGGUCCAUUAAAUAUCGAACAGAUGCAUUGGAAUGGAUUUUCUCGUGAGGUUUCAGAACAGUUCAGGCUUGGUUUUCCUAUUCAAUGGGAGAAAUAUGCUAAUUCUAACAUGAAACAGGCGAAUGAACACACACUAUCUCCAGCAAAAUCAACUGAAUAUUGUGUAGAGAAGUUCUUGCGCAGCAGCUUUGCCAAUUCAAUGGAACAUACUUUGACAGAGUUUGAUUUCAGAACAUCCAAAGAGUCUACUGGUAAUACAGAUGGACCUGGGCUUCCAAACUAUGUAAAACCAAGAAUUCAGGAACCUUCUGGCAAUAGUGGUGGUUAUGAUAUCUCAGUGAGCAACAUGGCUGCAUCUGAGGGAUUAUGUAAUGAUAGGAUGGGUAUGCCUGAUGAAUCUUUUGAAGAUCCUGGACCUGGAGAAACAUGUAAUGGUCAAGCAUCUAGAGCAGAUAAUUCACAUGAAGAUAUAGAGACAGAUGCAAGUGGGCAGAGGAUUGUUACUCACUCCAUGGACUCUACUUUAGUUAAUAAUGAUAUAUAUAAAAUAGAAGAAGAACAUGGAUCUUCCAAGUUGGGCAACAGCUCAGUGUGUCCCGGAACAGAACAUGUGUUAGAAGCACUAAACCAAGGGGCGAGUCCAGAGAAUGGAAGUGUUCAGUGUUCAAGAAGACUACGGAGCGGCAAAGUGUACGGAAUGUCUAAUGGUGCGUCAUUGAAGAGGCGAUACUCCAAGAGGAAGACAAUGCAGCACGAAACAUUGUGUAUGAAGGUGAUACCAACUGAAGAGACAACACCCCCUGCCGGUCCGACUUGUCACAAAAAGGGUGGCUCAGUUGCUCAAAUCACUGCUUUGGAUAAGCUUCAAUCACAUGAUUCGGGUCGUAAAGGUUUCCGCGACACUUCUCAUCAGCUGCCGCGUACCCAUGCCUGACGCUGCAGCCUGCUAGUUGAGCAAACAUGAACGGUUCAAGUGUCGUAAGUAUGGGAUCAACAGGCCAUCAACUCCAACUGACCCCCCCGCGUGUGAGACCGGCAGCGCGGCGUGGUGGAAAUUUAAGCGCAGAGAACACGAACGAGUCUUGCACGAUUUCUCCCUCCUUCACGUUUGCAACACGCCAAGAGAACAGUCUCACAGACUAUACUUGAGUUUGCAUGUUUGCUUGAUGCAUCUAUAUAAACGAGCUCAAGCUCCAAAUCCAACUUAGCCGCGGCCUAAAGCACAAGAAGCGCACUUGAAGCUCCGGAGGCAGCCCGAGCUCUUUCUCUUCUCAGCUGAAGCUGUCCGCCUCUGCCGUGCGCGAGAUACCACGUCGGGACGACAAUGGCGGCCGCGACGGCGAACGUGGCAGUGCUGCUCCUGUUGGUCAUCCAUGUCCUCGGCGUCGUCGUCGGCGCAGCGAGGCCAUUGGAGGGAGAUCACGGGUGGACCGGGAACGGGAUCGAAAUGGUGACGGAGAUGCUCAGCGCCGCUAAGUCACGGUCCAGCACCCGCACGCACUGCUGCUGACGUGCAUGCACAAGUUACUCCUGUAAAACUGUUCUUUGGUUCAAUAUAUAUAGGUGGAUCACAGGUCAAAAGAAAAGGAUGGAUCAAACCUUGAAAAUGGAAACAUGAUCGAGCUUCUGCUCUUCUUGUAUUUCUAUCGUGAUUUGUGGAAUGUAUAGUUAAGUUAUCCCUUUUGUAAUAUUAAAACCAGAAGUGUGAAUAUAGCACUUGAUAGAGCUAAUUACAUC
Triticum urartu is the source of this 2463-nucleotide messenger RNA. The record is from RefSeq and is a predicted model, not a curated record. NCBI's taxonomy places the organism in Eukaryota, Viridiplantae, Streptophyta, Magnoliopsida, Poales, Poaceae.